GGGGAAUCCUGGCAGUGCUGCAACGUGAAGGACCUGGAGGCUAGGUCAGAUGCCACAGCAACAAGUGAAACACCAGGGGACAGAGAGCGAAGCCGGAUGGUGCUUGACUGUUCCAGCAUCCCGCAGGGUUUGAUUGCUGGGAGACCUGUACCUGGCUUUGGUUUAUGGUAAACCAACAAAUUCACCUCCGUUGGUCCUUUGGAAGAGGGGGACUGGUCACAGAGGACAGCAGAAAACACUAACUGCUGGGACUUGUGGUGCCCCAGGAGAAGACCACGGCAUGGAUGGCAUCAUCGCAGCAGAUAUAUUCAAGGCAGUGAAGGAAUGCGACCUGAAGAAGUGCCAGCAAAUAAUUGACCAGGAGGGCCCAUCAGUCCUGGGAAAUUAUGAUGAAAAAGGACACACGCCAGUUCACUGGGCAGCCCUGGCAGGAUCCAUGGACCUCAUGGGGCUCUUCGUGGACUGUAAAGGACCUGUGGACCUGCCCAGCCAGUCUGAGACAGGACAGCGCCCCAUUCAUUGGGCUACAGUCAAUGGUUACAUCUCUGUAGUUGACCUACUUGUGCAAGCAGGAGUUUCUAUAGAUGUAGAAGAUCAGAAGGGGUGUACACCAUUAAUAACUGCUGCUCAAUAUGGACAGACCGCCCUAUGUUGUUAUCUUAUUGGGAAAGGUGCCAAAGUACAUCUGAGUGAUUUGGAAGGAGACACCGCAUUGCACUGGGCAGCUUUCAAAGGUUACUGUGAAUUGUCACACCUUCUAAUAUACUCAGGUGCAAGCCCAAGGCAUACGGACAAUUUUGGUCAGACCGCACUACAUUUAGCAGUAUUAAGUGGAAAUCUCCCUACUGUUCAGCUGCUAUGUGAACAAGACGGAGUUGACUUGGAAAGUGAAGAUAACAAUAGGAACACCCCAUUACGUCUGGCUAAAGGACGGAAAGCAAAGCAAAUAGUUUCUCUCCUACAAAGUGCCAUUAUGCAGUCAAAACAUCUACAAGCAAAGUUUAACUGGAGUACGUGGUGUUUUGGUCCCCCAGGGAAAUCAAAAGCCCCCAUACUAUUCUUUUAUGGUAAUCUUUUCACUUGGGGCUAUCCAACAUACUUUUGUAAGAUUCUGCCUGUCUUAUACUAUGCUUUCUGGGAAUGGCAUAUCAUAUUCUUCCUUGGCAAUGUAUUGAUGUGGAUCUUCUUCUUAAAAGCAUCUUUGAUGGAUCCUGGCUUUCUUCCUCAGGACACUGAAGAAUAUCACUAUGCUGUUAAGCAGGCUAUCAAUUUUAAUGACUGGAAAAAUGGCAAAAACCCUCUAGGCAGACUUUGUCAUACUUGUCAUCUUGUGAAGCCUCUGCGUUCAAAGCAUAGCUGCAUGACAAACCGCUGCGUGGCUUAUUUCGACCACUAUUGCCCUUACGUCUACAACGAUAUUGGUCAACGAAAUAGAACAUACUUUGUUGGAUUCCUAUUUACCAUGUGUAUCAACUGCCUCCUCAGUAUCUACCUGGGAUGGAACUUUUUGCAGGUCGAAGGUCAGAGUCUAUUAAUUGGACUUGGUUCCCUGUUCCUUGCCGUCAUUGGUUUUAUUUCUGCUAUGAUGACUGGAAUGUGUCUAUACAUGGCAGCUAUCAACUUAACAACAAACGAGAAUUUGAAUGCAAAGAAGUAUUUUUAUCUCAUGGAUGAGAAAGGAAAGUUUUACAACCCAUUUAACAGAGGAAUUGUAAAGAACCUCCUUGAGUUUUUCCAUUUAAUUCCACCACUUUCUGAAGAUUCAAUUAGAAGAAAGCAAAUCAGUGAAAUUUAAUCCUAUUUCUGCUAAGAUGUUUUUAUGUUUACAUGAUGUUAUUUAUACCACUAUUUAUACAGAUCUAUUUUUAUGGCAUUUUUAAAAUAAACUGA
Hyla sarda is the source of this 1890-nucleotide messenger RNA. RefSeq lists its product as uncharacterized. Gene Ontology annotation, cellular component: Golgi membrane. Gene Ontology annotation, molecular function: palmitoyltransferase activity; protein binding. The transcript is spliced from 11 exons. Bases 281 to 1795 code for a protein of 504 amino acids. Gene Ontology annotation, biological process: protein palmitoylation. Lineage: Eukaryota; Metazoa; Chordata; Amphibia; Anura; Hylidae. The record is from RefSeq and is a predicted model, not a curated record.